CACCACUCUCUUUCUUGCUCUGCUUCCCCUCUCCUCUGCUCCCCUCCCGGACAGUCAGAAAGAAAGACAGAAAAGCAGAGUCUUUAGCCAGCCAGCGAUGACGACCGCGGCGGGGUCGGAGUCGUCGUCCUCCUCCUCGACCCCGGCGGUGCUUCCGGUGGGGUUCCGGUUCCGUCCGACGGACGAGGAGCUGGUGCGGCACUACCUCAAGGCCAAGAUCGCGGGGCGGGCGCACCCGGACCUGCUGGCGAUCCCGGACGUGGACCUGGCGGCGGUGGAGCCGUGGGACCUGCCGGCCCGCUCCGUCAUCAAGUCCGACGACCCCGAGUGGUUCUUCUUCGCCCGCCGCGACCGCCCCAAGUACCCCGGCAAGUCCUCCCGCUCCUGCCGCUCCACCGCCGCCGGCUACUGGAAGGCCACCGGCAAGGACCGCCUCAUCCGGGCCCCGGGCCCGGGGGGCUGCAGGGGGAAGGGCGCCCUCAUCGGCGUGAAGAAGACUCUCGUGUUCCACCGCGGCCGCGCCCCACGCGGCGCACGCACCCCGUGGAUCAUGCACGAGUACACCGCCACCGACCCAAACCCCCAAUCCCAAUCUGCAGGCCCCCAAAAUGAUAGCUUUGUUCUGUACCGCCUGUUCAACAAGCAGGACGAAGAGGCCCCGGCGCCCAUUUCAGAACCCCCGUCCACGUCGCCUCCAGCCAAUCCGCUGCUACAGCAAGCCGACGACACGGCCAGCGCCUCCAUGGUGGAAGACAAGGCCUCGCCAUCUGAUUCGACCCAGCUGACUCCGACCAAUGUUACUAAUGAUCACUCCUCCACGGCCCAUCUUCUUGCAGCCACAGCCACCGGCGCCGCAGAGCAGUCAGCGGAUCAGGAUGCUUUUAUGGCUUCGUUGGAGCAGCUUCCAGACAUAGAGCUACAGGCCGAGCAUCAGAGAUACGAUGAAUUCCCUAUGUUCAAUUCCCCGAUGCGUCCUUACACGGAGUUCCCUUUCAUUGGCAACAUGGGUGAUGCGCAGCAUGACUUCUCCAUGUAUCAGGACGGUACCAUAAAUCUGGAUGACAUCCUGCUCACUCCAGCCUAUGACGAAACGGGCGCGUCCAAUCCUACAGGCUCAUGGACUCCUUAUCCUGAAGAUCUGUUGGACUCUAUGCUAGAAUCGGGCAGGAGCGACAUAAUAAAUUCAAUUGGCCAAGAUAUGGGCUCUAUGGGGGCAGCACCCUCGGCGCAGCAGCAGCCCACAGCUCCAGUAGAGUUGAUGGACCUGCAACAAGGGAUUGCGGCAAGGAGGAUCCGGCUUGCGUACGCUGUUGACAGGGCAUCGGCGUCUCAGCCUAUAUUAGCUUGUGACUCGGAAAGCGAAGAAGGUGAGGGCGAAUCAGCAGGCUGUAGCACAGAAAGUUCAUCCAGCAACCAUGAGGAGGAUGAUCAUGUCAAUGAUGCACUUUUCCAAACUAUGGCUGGAGAUCUGAUGCAUAACAUGGCUCCUGCUCAAGCGCUGCUGGUUUCUCCCGUGGAAGUUGCAGACAAGCUCCAGCAUCUAUCAUUCAGUGAUAACAGCAUAUUGGAACAAGAAGAAGAUGGCAAGCCGCGUCGUGGAGCCGGUCUGAAGCAGAGGGUGAAGCAGGACUCGGGUCAAAACGGGCACGACCAGGACGGACUCGUGCGCAACAGUGGCUGCGUGCCUGGCCCUGGAGAUUCAUCUUCAGAAACCGCCGUGCGGAGGUCCCUGUGGGUGGCGCUCCUGGUGAUGGCCCCUCUGCUUGUGCUUGUGUUGGUUGGUGUCUGGAGGUGACUGAGCUACCGGCCAGCCGGUGAGAACUAAACUAAACGGUUCCUCCUCAUCAUCAUCGUUCUUCGUUCGUUGGUAGGCUCUCUCUCUCUAUAUAUAUAUACUUGUGUUGGUGUUGCUGCCCUGGGUGUGAUGUAUAUACUUGACUUGGUGUCUGUCUGUCUGUCUGUGUUAAGUAACUUUAGGGUCUCUCUACCGUACCGUAUGGAGUUUGUAAUGUAGGCAUCCCAUUGAGAUGAGAUGAGAUGAGAUAUUGGAGAGAGAAAUGGAGUUACAAACUCUAUUGUCUAUGCAAGCAAAUGAAUGAAUGGAUGAUGGAGUUAUGUUAGCAACUCCAUGACCUACUCCACUCCAUAUGGGAAUGGAUGAUUGAGUUA
Triticum dicoccoides is the source of this 2169-nucleotide messenger RNA. Its product is annotated as NAC domain-containing protein 62-like. Gene Ontology annotation, biological process: regulation of DNA-templated transcription. NCBI's taxonomy places the organism in Eukaryota, Viridiplantae, Streptophyta, Magnoliopsida, Poales, Poaceae. The transcript is spliced from 5 exons. The record is from RefSeq and is a predicted model, not a curated record. Gene Ontology annotation, molecular function: DNA binding. The coding region runs from base 98 to 1795 and encodes 565 amino acids.